GGAGGGCGGAGCCUCUACGACGGGUUGGACUAGGGCAGCGCCUGUCAGUGAGGGCGGCGGGAUGGCGGCGCUUUAUGCUUGCACCAAGUGCCACCAGCGCUUCCCCUUCGAGGCGCUCAGUCAGGGCCAGCAGCUCUGCAAGGAGUGUCGUAUUGCACACCCCAUUGUUAAAUGUACUUACUGUAGAACGGAAUUCCAGCAAGAAAGCAAAACCAACACGAUAUGCAAGAAAUGUGCUCAGAAUGUGAAACUUUAUGGGACGCCAAAACCCUGCCAGUACUGCAACAUAAUUGCUGCAUUUAUUGGUAACAAGUGCCAGCGUUGUACGAACUCUGAGAAGAAAUAUGGACCACCACAUUCCUGUGAGCAGUGCAAGCAGCAAUGUGCCUUUGACCGGAAAGAUGAUAGGAAAAAAGUGGAUGGGAAGCUGCUGUGUUGGCUUUGCACGCUGUCCUAUAAAAGAGUCUUACAGAAGACCAAAGAACAACGUAAACACUUGAGCACCUCUUCCCGGACAAGCAUGCAAGAGAAGGAACAAUACGGUCGGCUUAGCAGCAGCAGCCACUACAACAGUCAGAAAACAUUAUCUACAUCUUCUAUUCAAAAUGAAAUCCCAAAAAAGAAGCCCAAGUUUGAUGCCAUAUCAGCCAAUGGGGACAGCGUUCCUUCCUCUCCCGAGAUGCUUUGCCCCCCUAUCCAGAGUGCCCCAUCCGUGUUGGUGCAGUGGGCUGCUUCCCAACAGAGUCUCGGUGCCCAUGAUUGUCCUGUUUCUCAAGGCACUGACAUCCUGAAUUUUUCUCCAGAUCUUGCCUUGGAUUCUCCUGGCACUGACCACUUUGUCAUCAUAGCCCAGCUGAAGGAAGAAGUGGCUACUCUAAAGAAAAUGCUGCACCAGAAGGAUCAGAUGAUACUGGAGAAGGAGAAGAAGAUAACUGAACUCAAGGCUGAUCUGCAGUACCAAGAAUCCCAGAUGAGGGUGAAAAUGAACCAAAUGGAGAAGACUCACAAGGAAGUCACAGAACAAUUACAGGCCAAGAACAGAGAGCUCCUGAAACAAGCUGCAGCUUUAUCCAAGGGCAAAAAGCCAGAGAAGUCAGGAACGAUAACCUCCCCUUAAGCACAACAUGGGAACUCCUCCCACGCUAAGGAGUCUCUCUCUUUUGGAACCCAAGGUUCUGCGGAAUCUUUCCAGAACCUCACUUUGAUAUUGCUAUGGAUGCAAUGGAAAUCUCUCUGUGUGGCCAUUCGGUAGCAUGCUUGAGUGUUGGGUUUUAAUAUCUAGUUCUCCUGUCAUCAAACAGUGAUGAGGUUGGUUGUGGGGCACGUUUUCCACUACCAGCAUCUUUCAGACCCUUGAACAAACACUGUCAAUGUAGAGAUUUUCUUAUUCAGUUUGAUCAUUGCUGUCAUCCAAUUUGUAAGGAAACAGAGACUAUGGAAUAGGAUGCCUUGCAAUUUCAGUUGCUUUAUCUUUUUCCAUGUAUAUCGAAAUGGAAGCCAAUUUUAAUGUUCUAUUUUCAUUUAGCAUUUUAAAGGGAAGCAUUUAACUUGGCUUAUUUAUAGAGUGUUUGCAUAUUGCACCAAUAUACAUAUUGUACCAAUAUGCAAAGUACUUUGAGAUUAUUUCUGAAAUGUUUCUCUUGAGUUUGGGUUGGUUGGUUGGUUGGUUUUAAUCAAGUAGCAACCAUCUGUCUGGGUUUCAAGAGGUGUAAGGGUCUUUUGGCAAAAUAAUGGGGAACAUUCAUUGCAACGAAGGUGGUUCACUACUUUGGGAUUUUACUUAUCUUGAGUUGCAUCAUGCUAAUUUAUAUGACAUUGCUUUUUUGUUUUAGAAUAGUGCGAGGCUUGCAGGUUCUGUCUCUGAUCAAGAUUUAGCUGCUUUUUCUCCUGUCCUUUCACUCUGUAUUAGGAGGUGGAGGAGGAGAUGAGUCUUUGGAUGGAAUGUGGGGUGAGGCCCCUCCCAAGGAACUUAGUGUAACCUCAAUAGCAACAAGGCACCACCAUGCACAUGUUCUAGAGAGCCGAGCAGAGAACAGUAGCAGUACAAAAAGUCAUUUGGGGGACCUCUGAGUGAAGAUGGACGUUCUCUGACAGUGACCAUGGCUUCGCAGGAAACGGAGGCUUUCAGGAGCUCCAGUAAGGUCACGGAGAAACUAAACUCCUAACCCCUGUUUUUAUUAGCGGAGAGACAUGAGAUGAACUCUGCAGGUGUUUGGGCCCUGCCCUGAAGGCAUCUCUUGGGAAAUGCAGGUUUUCAAAUGUAGCUGAGAACUUGGUAAGUAAGUGUCUGGCCGGGUUACUCCCUUUUGCAGAGUCUAGUCUAAAGAGAUGGCUCAGAAGGAAAGUCUCUGCUGCAGACACACACACCUAACACAGCAAUCCGAAAGGAGAAAUUUGGCCUUUUUAUAAGGUGAGGGAUGUUAGCUGCAGCUAGGUUUAUACAUACACACACAUUUCUUCAAUAGCACUUUGAAGACCUACAAGCCUUGAACGUGGAAGAAAGGAUAUUGAAUUGAAUGCUCUGCUGUGGGUUAUUUAUUUGUGUUUUGUUUUUGCUCUCCCCACCCCCCACCCCCGCUUUAUUUUCCUGGAGAGGAAAAUUUUCCUCCAUGUUUAAAAAAUGUUGCACUUGGGAGGAGUGUAACAGCAGAAACCUACUUUUUAUACUUAAAACAUUUUUAGGGAAAACUGAUUCGUAGACACUUUAAAAUAGGUGGGAAUGGUUUUAAAGACAAGGACAAUGAUCUUUCUGUAAAUAGUGUCUUUUUUUCUCAAUUGUGACAACUUGAUCAUGAAUUUAAGUGGGUGAUUUAUAGUAACACUGUUUUUUCUUUCUAUGUUUGUAACAUUGGCGAUCUUAAAGAGAUGCAUUGAUUUGUAUAAAACAAAUGUAAAAAGGUGUGUUUUUGGGGGAGGGGGCAGAAUAUUUCAAUGGCUUCGCAUUUUGAUAUUUUGUCUAUGCCUUUCUUGGUCAAGUCAACGAAGAGAACCCAUAUUUUCUCUUGACUUGGGCCCGAUCAGGCACAGGCCUUUGGCGUGAAGCACAAAGAGCUUUUGGUGCUACUGUGGAAUCUGAUGUACGUAGGGGAAUUAAACAGUAUUUUCUGUAA
Messenger RNA from Hemicordylus capensis (graceful crag lizard), 3110 nucleotides. RefSeq names its product family with sequence similarity 76 member A (gene FAM76A). The transcript has 10 exons. The record is from RefSeq and is a predicted model, not a curated record. Bases 62 to 1117 code for a protein of 351 amino acids. NCBI's taxonomy places the organism in Eukaryota, Metazoa, Chordata, Lepidosauria, Squamata, Cordylidae.